This is a messenger RNA of Neoarius graeffei (lesser salmon catfish), 2571 nucleotides long. It is a transcript of the gene pdlim2, whose product is annotated as PDZ and LIM domain 2 (mystique). Lineage: Eukaryota; Metazoa; Chordata; Actinopteri; Siluriformes; Ariidae. The transcript is spliced from 11 exons. Gene Ontology annotation, molecular function: muscle alpha-actinin binding; actin binding. The coding region runs from base 467 to 1639 and encodes 390 amino acids. Gene Ontology annotation, cellular component: stress fiber; Z disc; filamentous actin. Gene Ontology annotation, biological process: muscle structure development; actin cytoskeleton organization; heart development. The record is from RefSeq and is a predicted model, not a curated record.
AUUUUGAUAGAUACACGUGGCAUGAGAAGCCGGGGGUGUUUACCGGGGGGUGUUUACUGAUGCCGCCGCCACACUGCAGUCAUCUCAGGCCGAGAGCUCGCGCUCACACCACAGCGGAGGUGUGCACUGUGCAGUCACGCGCUGAAUAAACGCUGAAAAGCAAGCGCGAGCGCCUGUGGCAGGUUCGCGUUUACCAAAAACCAGAGACCGGAAGCGCUUCAGAGUUUCACGCUGGUAUUUUCUGUGCAGCGAGCCUUCGCUAUCCACACUUUCUGCUUUAUUUCUAGGAACUUUUGUUCAUUUCUGCUUUAUUUCUGGUAGUUUUUGUUCAUUUUGGGAGUCUGACACGAGGCGCGCGAGGAAAGUCACGCGCAGGUGUCAGCGUUUUUGUAACGGCUGAUUUUUAUUUUACCUCAGAGGCGGCGCGCAGUGCGUGUGGGGGUUUUCGGAGGCCAACCCAUCACAGAUGAGCAAAAACAAAUUGAAUAUCAGGAAGACACAGCAAGGCUCCAUAAGGUGGUACACAGCAUCCUGCAGUCUCAUGGCUUUCACAGUGAACCUGACUGGCCCGUCUCCCUGGGGCUUCAGAAUAUCUGGUGGGCGGGACUUCAAGAAGGCCAUAACAGUCUCCAAGGUGAACCCCGGCAGUAAAGCUGAGAAGGCCUGUCUUCAACCUGGCGACAUAAUCGUGGAAAUAAACGGAGAAAAUACCGGUGACAUGCUGAACGUAGAAGCGCAAAACAAAAUCAAGAGCUCCAAAACGCAACUGCAGCUGCUAGUGGAGAGGCCACCCCCUUCAAGUCCUGGUCAAACCAACGGGAUCGGUUCCACAGAGCAACUGGGGAGCCGUUUCCAGGAAACCCUGCAUGUGAGGGAUGAGAACCAGAACUACAGAGAGUACUCCAUCUCCAGCCCAACAUCUUUCUCUCCAGGUCCAUACUCUCCAGAGCCACCUGCCAGCCCUGAGCGUAAGGGGGGCAGGAUCACACCUACCACAAAGAGCUCAGUGUUUCAUUCCUGGACUCCUGAAGAGAAAGUCACCAGUAACAGACUGUCCAGACCGCUUUCUCAGGAGCUCUCUACAGUGGACUUCCGGAGCAACUCUGUGUCCAGUCGAACUCCAACACCACCUGAACGCUACUCGCCACACAGUCCGAUUGAACGAGAGAUCCCCACCUCACCCCGCCGCAACAGCUCGGACUUUGCGAUGCAGCGGUUCGAUCGUGAAUCAGAGGUGUACAAGAUGAUUCUGGAGAACAAGGAGUCACGUGCAUCUCCUCGCCAGUCCAACACCUUCAAAAUGCUGCAAGAGGUCUUGGAGGCUGAUGAGAAAGAAGCUGCACUCAGAUUUCCAGGGAAGCUGUCCCCAAACCCACCGAAGCCGACGUCAUCUGUCGCCGGGGUCCAGAAAUACCACACCUGUGAAAAAUGCGGCAGCAACAUUGUCACCCAGGCGGUGAGGAUCAUGGACGAGCGUUUCCGUCACCCCGAGUGCUACACCUGUUCAGACUGCGGCCUCAACCUGAAGAUGCGCGGCCACUUCUGGGUGGCAGACGAGCUGUUCUGCGAGAAGCAUGCACGCCAACGUUAUCAGGGGCCUGGUGCGGGCUACCGCCACCCCAUCUCCCCUCACCACUGAGCCCUCCGCUCUUUCCUUCCCUCCCUCUCUGAAUUCUUCCAGCACAGCGAACACUGAAUAACCUGCACAGAACACGCAGCUAAUUUUGCUUUAGAGGAAGAGCACCCUCUACGUCUUGAGCUGUAUGUGGACUGUGCUAGUUGUUGACUCUGGGAGGGGAUGAAGCGGUGUAUCAGCCAGCAUAGUAAAUAUCCUACACUUUAAACUUUGCCUGCCGGUUCUUCACAUUGUAUUAGGCUUUUUGUUUCCAUAUAGAUCAUCUCUUCACCAUGAAUUCAUUUAAACAUCUUUCUAUGUUCAGUUGGGUUUCACAGAAAUGUACGAACCUGGGAUCUGCUCCAUGCUGUAAUAUUCAGAACAAGAAGUGUACAGAGCGCGCAGAACUGGUUUCCGUUGUGUUUGUGUGCGCAGUCAAGUUUAAUUUAGCCUACGUUUUUGAGUAAUUGAUCAGUUUCUUAUAAAACGAUGUUGAAAGUAUUUUGCCAUUCAUAUAUGGAAAAACGCGCGUACAAACACCUUGUUUAAGCACAUAUAUUUAAUUCAAGGCUGCUUAAACAGUGAUGCAAAAUUAAUCAACAGAGACCUGUAGCAGUUGUAUUCAUGGAUCACAUUCCAGUCCGUUGACUUAAAAUGUAUCUUGGGCAGCCCUGAAUUUUUAUUUUUAUUUUAUUAUAUAUAUUUUUUCCUUCCUUGUCUUUUCAUUUACUUUUUUUCUCCUCCAUCUACAAGGGAAAUGUAUAUCAAAGCAAUAUGAGGAAUAACAUGUUAAUGUAAAUAUGUGUAUUUUCUCUUUAAAUGGUUAUAUAUUAUAUAUAGAAUGAUAGUGGACAGGGUUGUAUGUGUAUAUUUCUGUGCAUGUCAGACUUGAUACUGAGUACAUGUCAUUUUGAUAUGACAGAAAUGAGAGAAUGUAAUUAAACGAGACAAAGCCA